CCACCGCACCACUUCCUUCCACGAAACGCCAGAGGGCAAUUCCAAGGUUUGACCCUCCGUUCCGAGGCGUGAUUUGCGCGAUUCUUGGACCUUCGUCGUCGCGCCGUUGAUGGGUUAUUAAGAGGGAGGGAGAGAGGGGACGGGGUGAUAUGGAGAUGCAGCAAUCGUGGAGGAUGAGAUUCUCCUUCAGGAACGCCACCCUGUUCGUCUGCUUCCUCAACGUCGUCGCCGCUCUCUUCUUGCUCCAGGGCUUCUUCACCUCCUUCUCUGCUUCCUCGCGAUCGGCUCGAUCGAAUUCUGCCAUGCUCCGGUAUAUAAAGGAAUGUGAAGAAAUUCGUCUUUCUAUGCAGCCGUUGGCAUUGAUAAAAAGAGUGAAAGAAAUUCAGCAAGAAGCUUAUACUGAACCUGAAACGGUCCAGCCAAAGCAGACUGCUGCUAUUGAUCUUUCCAAACGGUUAAAGGAUUUCCGUUCAUUUAAUGAUGCUGCCAGUGUGAAAGCUCUGGAGGAAUGGCGUAAGAGGAAGAUGGAGAGAGCGAGACAGCGGGAGUUGGAAAGGAAUGGAACUGCUGCCUUCCAAGCUUGACGCGAAAUUCCGACGACAGUCAAAUGUUUGUAGCGAUACUUUGUAAACCGCACGCAAUCGCCUGUCGUGAAGUAUUUAACAUUAAUGUAUACGAGGACUGGUUGUAUGAUGCAUACUGUGUGAAAAUGUAUAUAUAAUGCAGAACAGUCCACUCAAAAAUGAGCAAUAUAUAGUGAAGACUUUCUGAUUUAA
Syzygium oleosum is the source of this 776-nucleotide messenger RNA. RefSeq lists its product as uncharacterized. NCBI's taxonomy places the organism in Eukaryota, Viridiplantae, Streptophyta, Magnoliopsida, Myrtales, Myrtaceae. Bases 150 to 584 code for a protein of 144 amino acids. The transcript is spliced from 4 exons. The record is from RefSeq and is a predicted model, not a curated record.